This is a messenger RNA of Arachis stenosperma, 1235 nucleotides long. Its product is annotated as probable O-methyltransferase 3. The transcript is spliced from 2 exons. The record is from RefSeq and is a predicted model, not a curated record. Gene Ontology annotation, biological process: methylation. NCBI's taxonomy places the organism in Eukaryota, Viridiplantae, Streptophyta, Magnoliopsida, Fabales, Fabaceae. Bases 19 to 1107 code for a protein of 362 amino acids. Gene Ontology annotation, molecular function: O-methyltransferase activity; protein dimerization activity; S-adenosylmethionine-dependent methyltransferase activity.
AUUUCAUACAGAAACAUCAUGGAACACCAAAGUGAAAUGCAAGCAGCCAAACUUCUUAAAGCUCAAAGCCACAUUUGGAAUCACAUAUUCAAUUUCAUAAAUUCUAUGUCCCUUAAAUGUGCUGUUGACUUAAGCAUACCUGAAACCAUUUAUAAUUAUGGCCAGCCCAUGCCACUUUCAAAGCUUAUUGCUUCAUUGCAAAUUCAUCCAUCAAAAUCCUCCUUCAUCCAUCGCUUGAUGAGAAUCUUGAUCCAAUCGGGCUUCUUCGCUACUGAGAAUGUGGCCAACAAUGAGCUCGAAAUCGGGUAUGUUCUAACGGAUUCAUCUAUGUUGCUACUUAAGGACAGCCCCUUGAGUGUGACGCCGUUCUUGCUUGCCAUGCUUGAUCCCAUCUUCACAAAACCAUGGCAUCAAUUGUCCACAUGGUUCAGAAAUGAUGAUGCUACAACAUUUGAAACUGAAAAUGGGAUACCAUUUUUCGAGUUUUUUGGCCGUGAGCCUAGACUUAAUAAUCUUUACAAUGAUGCCAUGGCAAGUGAUGCUAGAUUGGUUUGCAAUUUGUUACUUGAUGACAAGUACAAGGGCGUGUUUGAGGGUUUGGAAUCAUUGGUUGAUGUUGGUGGAGGCACUGGAACUCUUGCAAAGGCCAUUGCCAAAUCAUUUCCCCAAUUGGAGUGCAUUGUAUUCGAUCAACCGCAUGUUGUUGCUGGCUUCGAAUUUGAAGGAAGUGAGAACCUUAGAUAUGUUGGAGGAGACAUGUUUGAGGCCAUUCCUCCGUCUAAUGCCAUUUUGUUGAAGUGGAUUUUGCAUGACUGGAAUGACGAAGAAGGUUUGAAGAUAUUGAGAAAAUGCAAAGAGGCAAUCAUGAAAAAUGGUAGCAAAGGAGGAAAGGUGAUUAUCAUAGAUACGGUGAUGAAGGAUGAGAAGCAAGGUGAUGAUGAAUCACUUCAAACACAACUCUUCUUUGACAUGCUGAUGAUGGUGUUGCAUUCUGGAAAGGAAAGAAAUGAAAAAGAAUGGGCCAAAUUAAUAUUCUCUGCUGGUUUUAGUAACUACAAGAUAACUCCAAUUCUAGGAAUAAGGUCUCUCAUUGAGAUAUAUCCAUAACAACUUAAUGACACAAUAAUAAUGGAUGAGAAUAUUGUAUCUGAGAGUCCUUUAAUUGUUUAAUGUCAAAAUUGCAGUUUACUCGUGUAAUCAAGGUUCCUUUUGGUGUUCUAUCUCAAUUCAGCCAA